AUGUUCCAUCCCGGCAUAGGGAAUGAAGGUUCAUGUUACGUGGAUCUCAUGGCCAAUAUCAUCGACAGGGAUAAGGAUGUUCACCUCUUGCGCUCUCUUGGAAUCAUUCAAGUUAAUGUCGUUGGAAGCGAGGAAAUCUUGGCUAAACUGUUCAACUCACUCCCCGUUGAUGUCCCCGUUGAUCUAUGCAGCGAUGACGUUAUUAACCGUGUUCGACGCGAAGCCGCUGCCUACACAAGGAAGCAGUGGAAUCACUGGCGGACCAAUUUCAGGCAUACUUACUUCAACAAUCCAUGGACUGCUUUAUCCCUAUUUGCUGCCAUGCAUUCUUCUUCUUGGACUCACCAUCAUCAUUCAGACAGUAUUCGCUAUUUGCCAAUACUGUCAGUAAACCUAAUUCUAGUUUUGGAAAUAGGUAUGGCCGACAUUAAAAGGGGUGAAAAUCAUUGGGUUGUAGAACUGUUGGGACAGCUGUCGGAUCGGUUGAGAGAACAAGAGGAGAAAUGGAAGCAGCACUCCAUCUACAAGCUUCCUGCUCGGGUCACUGAUCUGAACCCGAAUGCCUACAAGCCUCGGGUCGUCUCCUUCGGUCCUUACCAUCAUGAUGACCAACAUUUGUUUCCCAUGGAAGCUCACAAACAAAGAGCCAUGAUCCGUUUCAUCAAAAGAUCCUCAGCCCGGAGGUUCUACCUCUGUUUCGACGACGCCGAUGCUUUCCUGCAAGAGUUGAAGGCUUCGUAUGACUCAUUGGGUCAGAAAUGGGAAGAGAAUCCAGAUGCAUUCAUGGAGCUGAUGAUAAGGGAUGGCUGUUUCAUGUUGGAGAUACUACUACAUAAUUUCCAAGAAAACCAUGAAGGACCUAGUUCUUCUUACGCCGAAAAUGAUCCGAUUUUCGGAAACAAAGUCAAUUCCAUGAUGCCUAAUAUCAGACGAGACAUGUUGAUGCUGGAGAACCAAUUGCCAAUGUCACUUCUUAUCAAGUUGCUUCCUUUUGGAUGUCCAACAGUCCAGGGAGAUUUGAAUGAGAAAAUCAACACACUCAUAAUCGAAUUCUACGUUCCGGGCAACCACCGCAAACAUUUGGGAUACGGCAAACAUUUGGGACAAUGCAAACAUGUGUUGGACGUGUAUCGUAAAACUCUCUUACUGGAUCCCAGUCACACCAAAGUCCCAACGAUGAACAAUAAAGAAUCAGAAAUCCUGACACACGGAACAGAUCAGAAAAUAGAUCAGCUUCCACCAGCAACAAGGCUUCAUGAAGCUGGGAUCAAGAUUGUAAAGGGCAAGAGCAAGAACCUAGGAGACGUCUCAUUCGACAAGGGCGUCCUUACCCUCCCUGCCCUCAUGGUGGAUGGCAAUACAGAGCCGGUAUAUCUAAACCUCAUAGCCUAUGAAAUGUUCCACCAUGAUAUAGGGAAUGAAGUGGCUUCUUACGUUGCUCUCAUGGAUGACAUUAUCGACAGCGAUAAAGAUGUCGAUAUUUUGCGUUGUCAUGGAAUUAUUACUGUCAAUGCAGUUGGAAGUGACGACAUCUUGGCUAAAUUGUUCAACACACUCUCUAAAGAUGUCCCACUUGAUCUGUACAGUAAUAACCCUGUUAACAUUGUCCGGCGUAAGGCCGCUGCCUACACAAGGGAGCCCUGGAAUAAAUGGCUGGGCAAUCUCAGGCAUACUUACUUUAAGAAUCCAUGGACUGCUAUAUCACUGAUUGCUGCCAUUGUUCUUCUUGGACUCACCAUCGUUCAAACUGUAUACACAAUUGGCCAGUACUACCAGUAA
Messenger RNA from Oldenlandia corymbosa var. corymbosa, 1779 nucleotides. The record is from the annotation of a GenBank genome assembly. Lineage: Eukaryota; Viridiplantae; Streptophyta; Magnoliopsida; Gentianales; Rubiaceae.